This is a messenger RNA of Coffea arabica (coffee), 941 nucleotides long. Its product is annotated as GCN5-related N-acetyltransferase 9. The record is from RefSeq and is a predicted model, not a curated record. Lineage: Eukaryota; Viridiplantae; Streptophyta; Magnoliopsida; Gentianales; Rubiaceae. Gene Ontology annotation, molecular function: N-acetyltransferase activity.
CUGCUCCUCCUCCUCCUCUGUAAAACAUCAAGAUCCUCUGGGUUUCAGAGAAGACAGCAGAGGGUGUUUGCUGUGUGAAAAUGAAGGUGAGCCUUGAAGGGAAGAAGGUAAUCUUAGUACCAUACAUGAAAGAGCACGUAGAAAAGUACCAUGAAUGGAUGCAAGACCCAGCCCUUCUUGAAGCCACAGCUUCUGAGCCCCUCACUCUUGAUGAAGAAUAUGAUAUGCAGCUGUCUUGGACCCAGGAUCCCUUCAAACAAACUUUUAUAGUCCUGGACAAGGAAUUGGUUGUUGGAGAGUUUGUUCAUGGAGAUCCCCAUGUUGAAGCCAUGGUUGGUGAUGUCAACAUAUACAUGAAUGACUUGGAUGAUGCUGAAAUGGCUGAGAUUGAGAUAAUGAUAGCUGAGACAAAAAGUCGUGGCAAAGGGCUUGGGAAAGAAUCAGUUCUCAUGAUGAUGGCAUUUGCAGUUGAGAAUUUCGGCAUCCAUUUAUUUCGUGCUAAAAUUGGGGAAUCAAAUAGAGCUUCUAUAAGUCUAUUCCAGAAACUGGGCUUUGAGAAGACUUCUCAUAGUGAAAUCUUCCAAGAGGUAACCUUGGAGCUACCAAUAACAGAGUCAAAGUGUGAGGAGCUUCAUCAGUUAACUGGUAAUCUUCCCUGAUUAAUUGAGUUUGCAAUAGUCGAAGAAAUUUCACCAGGGAGAAGAGAAAGUCAGAAAGGGUAUUUUACUUGUCACAUUAAAGAAGAAAAGUAUGUCUCUCCAUUUCUGGCAUCUCUUUGUCCAAAGAAAAUUUCUCGUGAGAUUAUUUUCUUUUCGGCUUUCUCUGGAAACAAGUAAAUUUCUUUAUUCUCCUUUUUUCUCUUUGGUGCCUAGUUGGAGAUAUCAAUUGAAUGUAGACAUUAGUUACUCUUCAAUUAUCUCAAAUUUUAUACUUUAUAAAUA